Populus euphratica (Euphrates poplar) is the source of this 3043-nucleotide messenger RNA. RefSeq names its product glutamate receptor 2.8-like. Bases 65 to 2989 code for a protein of 974 amino acids. The record is from RefSeq and is a predicted model, not a curated record. The transcript has 5 exons. NCBI's taxonomy places the organism in Eukaryota, Viridiplantae, Streptophyta, Magnoliopsida, Malpighiales, Salicaceae. Gene Ontology annotation, molecular function: ligand-gated monoatomic ion channel activity. Gene Ontology annotation, cellular component: membrane.
UCCAAGCUUAAACCAAGAAAACUAGCUAGAAUCAGCUCAACCAUAGGUGGACAACAAGAGGAUCAUGGAAAAAUACUCUUUAAAUCCUGUUCUAUCUUUCUUUUUCUUCCUUUCUUUGAUGAUUUUGUUCUUAGAAAUGGGGGUGGCCCAGAACACAACAUCUACAAUCCCAGUGAAUGUAGGAGUGGUUCUUGACUUGGCUUCUUUGGAGGCCAAUAUUGCUUUGAGCUGCAUCAACAUGGCCCUUUCAGACUUCUAUGCCUCUCAUGGUGACUACAAAACUAGACUGGUCCUCGACACCAGGGACUCAAAGAAAGAUGUUAUUGGUGCAGCUGCUGCAGCCCUGGACUUGAUAAAAAAUGUGGAAGUGCAAGCAAUCUUAGGCCCAACAACAUCAAUGCAAGCCAAUUUUGUUAUUGACCUUGGAGAAAAAGCUCAUGUGCCAAUUAUAUCUUUUUCUGCAACCAGUCCUUCUCUUACUUCCAUCAGGAGUUCAUAUUUCUUUCGAGCAACACAAAAUGAUUCAGCUCAAGUGAAUGCCAUAAGUGCUAUAGUUCAAGCCUUUGGAUGGAGAGAAGCGGUGCCCAUCUACAUUGACAACGAAUAUGGAGAGGGAAUCAUACCUUAUUUAACUGAUGCUCUGCAAGAAGUUGAUGCUCGUGUGCCCUACCGGAGUGUCAUUUCUCCAUCGGCCACUGAUGAUCAAAUUGCUGAGGAGCUUUAUAAGUUGAUGACAAUGCAAACUAGAGUUUUCAUUGUGCAUAUGUAUCGUUCUCUAGGCACUCGGCUUUUCACCAAAGCAAAAGAGAUUGGAAUGAUGAGUGAAGGCUAUGUUUGGAUCAUGACUGACGGUCUGAGUGCUGAUUUCUUGAGUUCACCAAAUCAUUCUGUCACCGAUACUAUCCAAGGAGUUUUGGGUAUUAAACCUUAUGUUCCACGAACAAAAGAGCUUGAACAUUUUCGAGCUCGGUGGAAAAGGAAAUUCCUACGAGAUAAUCCAAAUAAAAUUGAUGCUGAGUUGAACAUUUAUGGACUACUGGCCUAUGAUGCUACUACAGCAUUGGCCUUGGCAGUUGAGAAAGCCGGCACUACAAAUUUUGGCUUCCAAAAGGCAAAUGUUUCUAGCAAUUCAUCAACAGAUCUUGCAACUCUUGGCAUCUCUUUAAAUGGUCGAAACAUUCUUCCAGCUUUAUCGACCACUAGUUUCAAGGGCCUUACAGGAGAUUACCUUUUUGUUGAUGGGCAGUUGCCAUCACCAGCUUUUCAGAUAGUUAAUGUGAACGGAAAUGGAGGAAGAAGGAUUGGAUUUUGGACGCCAACAGAAGGACUUGUGAAAACACUGAAUCCGAGAAUUAUAAGUAAACGUAUGAAUUCAACUCCAACUUCCAUACUUUCAACUAUAAUUUUUCCUGGGGAUACAACUGUGGUUCCCAAGGGUUGGGAGAUUCCCAGAAAUGAGAAGAAGUUGAAAAUAGGAGUGCCUGUGAAGUCUGGCUUCAGUGAGUUAGUAGCAGUAACAAAAGAUCCUGGUUCCAACACAACAACAUUCACCGGAUUCUGCAUAGAUGUCUUUGAUGCUGUAGUCAAAGCAUUGCCUUAUGCUUUGCCUUAUGAGUACAUCCCCUUUGCCAACUCUGAUGGCGAACCUGCUGGAACUUACAACGAUCUGGCCUAUCAAGUGUACUUGAAGAAUUAUGAUGCCGUGGUUGGAGACGUAACUAUUGUCUACAACAGGUCCUUGUACAUCGACUAUACCUUGCCUUUCACUGAAAGCGGUGUCUCCAUGAUUGUUCCGAUUGCAGACAACAACAGCAAAAAUGCUUGGGUCUUCAUGAAACCUUUGACAUGGGACCUUUGGGUGAGCAGUUUUCUGUUCUUUGUUUUCAUUGGAUUUGUGGUCUGGGUUCUUGAGCACAGAAUAAAUGAAGAUUUUCGAGGGUCAGCUUCAGAUCAAGCUGGCACUAGUUUCUGGUUUUCCUUCUCAACUAUGGUUUUUGCACAACGGGAGAGAGUGGUUAGCAACUUGUCUAGGGCGGUGAUAAUCAUCUGGUGUUUUGUUGUGUUGAUCCUCACGCAGAGUUACACCGCCAGUUUAACAAGCCUACUUACCGUCGAGCAGCUGAAGCCUACAGUCACUGAUGUGCGUGAGCUCAUUAAGAAAGGGGAGUAUGUGGGCUACCAGAAGGGUUCUUUUGUUCUAGGAAUCUUGUUAGACAUGGGGUUUGACAAGUCCAAGCUCAUGGUGUAUAGUUCUGCAGAAGAAUGCCACCAUCUUUUCUCCAAAGGAAGUGGAAAUGGUGGUAUUGCCGCUGCUUUUGACGAACUUGCCUAUAUAAAGCUCAUUCUGUCAAGAUAUUGCUCCAAAUAUACCAUGAUUGAUCCUAAAUUUAAAACCGGCGGUUUUGGCUUUGUCUUCCCUAAAGGAUCUCCUCUAGGGCCUGAUAUAUCGAGGGCAAUUUUAAAUGUGACCGAGGGAGAUAAUAUGAAGCAAAUAGAGGGUGCAUGGUUUGGCCAAAAAAGCACUUGUCCAGAAUCCAGCUCCUCAAUUUCAUCUAAUAGCCUCAGUCUGGAGAGUUUCUGGGGGUUAUUUUUGAUUGCAGGACUAGCUGCAUUGUUAGCUCUCAUUAUCUUCGUAGUCAUGUUUGUUUACCGAGAAAGAAAUGUCUUGAGGUCCUCUGAUUCCACAGCUUCAAUAUGGAGUAGAAUUGAAAACUUCUUUAGAACUUUCAUUCAAAGGGACUCGACAUCCAGUACUUUCAGACAAAGUGAUCUGAAUGAUAGAAAGGGCAUCAGUCUGCCUACUAUGUGUGCGCCAAGCCCAUCAGCCUAUUCUGUCGACACGGAAUAUCCUGCCAAUCGAUCUUCUGCAAGCUAUGAUUCUAGCCCAAAUAGGGAACCACCUCAAGAGAUAGUAAUAGAUAUCCAUCAGCUUACCAACCGAAAUCAGGAGAGACCGGCAGCUUUGGAAAUAGACCAUGACAAUAAUUGACUUGUAGGUUAUCAUUUAACACUUCUGACACCAGUAGUCAUUAGCAUUGUAAGA